GGACAUUGAGGGCAGCGAGGGUUUUCUAAGCCCAUAAGCAGACUCGGUGCUUCGCCCUGAACUAUCCAAUGAGAACCUACUUCGUAGUUGCGAUUCCGACAUAAAUAUGGCCCUCGUUCAAUAUCGAAAAGUCGCAUACGAAAGCUUUGAGGGAUCACCAAGCACCCAUCAUGAGCGGAAAGACCAGCGAAGACUACUCGAUUCAGACAGGAGCAGCUCCGAUUCCCUCUGAAAAGAGUGAUCCCGAUGCUAAACCAGCCGGCGACGACAGUAUCAUCGACUUCGAGGGCCCGGACGACCCGCUCAAUGCGCUCAACUGGCCGUUCAGGAAGAAGAUCGUGGUGACGGUGUUGUACAGCUUCUGCACCAUGGGCACCACAUGGGCGAGUACGAUCUACAACUCCGGCCUCCCGCAAGUUGAGCGGCAUUUUGGAGUUGGCAGAGAGGUAGCUCUUUUGGGCAUGAGUUUCUUCCUCUUAGGUAACGCCUUUGGUCCACUCCUCUGGGCGCCAAUGUCCGAAGCCUACGGUCGCAAACCCUCGAUUUUGUAUCCCCUCUUUGGCCUGAUGGUCUUCUCAUUCGCAUCCGCUACAGCCAAAGAUAUUCAGACGUUGCUCAUUACCCGGUUCUUCGCUGGGGUAUUCGGAGGAGCGUCACUCAGCAAUGUCGGCGGCGUGUUGGCGGAUAUGUGGCCUGCAACGCAGCGAGGCGCGGCACUCCUUAUUUGGGGAAUCUCCGUCAUAGUCGGGCCAUUAAUCGCACCCAUAGUUGGUGGUGCCCUUGUCAUCAACAUGCCUACUGUGGGCUGGAGGUGGACCGAAUAUAUUACCGGCAUCAUUCUCGCGGUAAUUCUCGUGGCUGGUUUCAUAUGGGCUGACGAAAGCUACCCUCCAGUGUUGCUCGCGCGCAAGGCCAAUCGCGUCCGUAUGGAAACCAAAAAUUGGGCGAUCCACUCGAGGAGCCAGGAGACGGAAACGUCCUUUAAAGCAAUGGCAAGCAAGUAUCUCAUCGUGCCAAUUGAGAUGCUCUUUGACCCUAUCUGCUUCUUCAUCAACCUAUACUCAGCCUUCUGCUAUGCCAUUAUCUACCUAGCCAUUAUCGCCUUCCCCAUCGAGUUUAUUGAGGUUCGCCACUGGAAUGCGGUUGUUGGCUCCACGCCCUUCAUGGCGAUCGUGGUGGGCGUCGGUUUCGGAGCAGGUGUGAUUAUAUGGGGCCAGCUCUACUACCGCAAAUGCCUCAUUGCCAACGACAACAAGCUCGUCCCCGAGGCCCGCCUGAUGCCUAUGAUGAUCGGUUCCACCUUCUUCGCUGCUGGGCUCUUCAUCAUGGGUUGGACGGCGAAGCUCAGUAUCCACUGGAUAGCGUUCUCUAUUGGCGCCGCCUGCCUUGGACUUGGAUUCUUCUCGAUACUUCAGAGCGCUCUUGGUUACCUCGUCGACACCUACCUUAUGCUCGCGGCUAGUGCGCUCGCCGCAAACAUGUUCAUGCGCAGCAUUCUUGCUGCAGCUUUUCCAUUGUUUGGUCAUGCCCUAUUCGACAGACUUGGACUGGACUGGGGCCUAAGCCUGAUCGGCUUCUUUGCAGUCGCUAUGAUUCCGAUCCCUUUCCUCUUCUUCGUCUUCGGCAAACGCAUCCGAGCCCUCGGUAAGCGAUCAAAGAUGUCGUUUAUUCCUUGAAGCUACCAGGCUGGGCUCUAUCCGCCAUGCGCCGCAACUGCAAGCUCUUGUGACCACAGCAUGAGGACGGUGUGGAGAGACCUGAAGCAUUCUGCACUGGGAGCGUUUCGGGUCCCCGGAAAAGGCGAAUUUAGCGCGCCGCUGAGCAGAGGAUCUUGCGAGAUUAUUUUGAUGCAGGAAGGAUGUCUAGAGGCUGGCAAAUAUGUCAAUUUUAAUGCACUAGAGCUCGAGCCGACCUAUUGGCAAUUACACGGCUCUCAUUGGUUGGGUGCGGC
Trematosphaeria pertusa is the source of this 1951-nucleotide messenger RNA. RefSeq names its product MFS general substrate transporter. Gene Ontology annotation, molecular function: transmembrane transporter activity. The coding region runs from base 171 to 1676 and encodes 501 amino acids. The record is from RefSeq and is a predicted model, not a curated record. Gene Ontology annotation, biological process: transmembrane transport. The transcript has 7 exons. NCBI's taxonomy places the organism in Eukaryota, Fungi, Ascomycota, Dothideomycetes, Pleosporales, Trematosphaeriaceae.